AUGCCUCCUGAGCCUCAGCCCCCUGCAGCAGCGACCCCUGAUCUGGAAUACGCCGAUAUUCGUGCUGCCCUGACUGCUGCCGCUGGGAAGCAUGCUUUCGGCGUGUACGUGGAGGGUUGUCUGCGGCAGGCACGUCUGAUUCUUGUCGCUGCCAUCGUGGCUGCUGCUGCUGCUGCUGCUGCUGCUGCUGCGGCUGCUGCUGCUGCGGCUGCUGCGGCUGCGGGAUUCUCCGCCGACGACCUCGAAAGGGCCAGAGCUGCUUUUCGCGUCUUGCUGGAAGUCGCUUGCUGCUUACUCCCAGCUGCAGCCGCCCCUGGAGAGGGAGCAGACUGCACUCCAGCGGCCACAGCAGGCGGGCAAGGAGGGUUGCAAACCUCGGUGCUGUUGCUGCUUACGCGCCUUUGCGAAGAAAGCUGGGAUCCCAAUCUCCUAUCGGAGAUGAUUGUGGCAGCUGAGGAACACAGAGCCGAGUUCAUAAGGAAUGCUCUCGCACAAAGGCAGGCAAUGCAGUGA
Molecule: messenger RNA, 513 nt
Organism: Cyclospora cayetanensis
Lineage: Eukaryota; Apicomplexa; Conoidasida; Eucoccidiorida; Eimeriidae
Exons: 3
Coding region: 1-513 (170 amino acids)
Source: RefSeq, a predicted model, not a curated record